Odontomachus brunneus is the source of this 1427-nucleotide messenger RNA. RefSeq names its product zinc carboxypeptidase-like. Gene Ontology annotation, biological process: proteolysis. Gene Ontology annotation, molecular function: metallocarboxypeptidase activity; zinc ion binding. The coding region runs from base 16 to 1299 and encodes 427 amino acids. The record is from RefSeq and is a predicted model, not a curated record. NCBI's taxonomy places the organism in Eukaryota, Metazoa, Arthropoda, Insecta, Hymenoptera, Formicidae. The transcript is spliced from 7 exons.
CCUUAAAUUCACUUCAUGAAGACGGAACGAGUAAUAUUCCACGUCAUUGUCCUAGUCACCAUGUGGAAGGCAAUACUGCUGUGCGCGCUCGUGGGCCUGUCGGCCGCCCAUAAGGCUUCCUUCGAGAAUUAUAAGGUCUUCAGGAUUGUGCCGGUCACGCAGAAGCAGGUGGAAUUCUUGCGCCAACUCGAAAACCUUACCGAUGGGUUCUCUUUCUGGCAAUCGGCAACCUAUGUGGGCAGAAACGUGGAUAUUAUGGUAGCCCCGCACAAGAUGCCAGAGUUUCACGAGAUAAUGAAGCAAGCCACCAUGCCCUACAACGUUAAAAUAGAGAAUGUGCAAGAACUGCUCGACAGGUCGUCGCCUCAAAUUCGAUCGGGUUCCUUCGACUUCACCAGCUAUCACACCUUAGACGAGAUCUACGAGAACCUGGACAACAUGGUCAAGCAAUACCCCGACAAAGUGCAGACGAUCGUGGGCGGCUCGACAUACGAAGGACGGCAGAUCAAAGGCGUGAAGAUAUCCUUCAAGCCGAACAACUCCGGCGUGUUCAUCGAGGGUGGUAUUCACGCCAGAGAAUGGAUUACGCCGGCCACCACCAUGUACAUAUUUCACCAAUUAAUGACUAGCAAGGAUGCGGACAUCAGAAAUAUAGCCGAGAACUACGACUGGUACAUCUUUCCCUCAUUCAACCCGGACGGAUACGUAUACACGCAUACCACGGAUCGAAUGUGGAGGAAGACUCGUAAGCCGUACGGUUUAUGUCGUGGCAGCGAUCCGAACAGGAACUGGAACUACAAGUGGAACACCGGAGGUGCCAGCUCUAACCCGUGUGCCGAAACAUACGCCGGAAGCGCACCAUUCUCUGAUAUUGAAACAAAGAGCAUGUCCGACUACAUCGAAUCAAUGAAGGGCAAUUUCUCCGUAUAUCUGUCAAUCCACAGCUACUCGCAACUCCUAAUGUUCCCUUACGGACACACCACGGAUCAUUUGGAGAAUUAUGACGAACUGUACGCUGUCGGUACGAAAAUGAUCAAUGCUAUCCGGCAGAGAUACGGGACUCGAUACAUAACCGGAAAUAUCGCCGAAACAAUCUACGUUGCCACAGGAAGUACCAUAGAUUAUAUCAAGGGCACAUAUGGCAAACGCUAUGUCUAUACCUACGAAUUACGCGAUCAAGGUAGAUACGGCUUCCUGCUACCGCCCGAACAAAUCAUCCCGACUGGAGAGGAAACAAUGGACUCUGUCGUGGCCCUGAUGAAGGAAGUGGAAGCGCGCGGUACUCUUAAUAAAGUUUAAGGAUUACGUUUAAUCAUUAUUAAAUAAUAUCAUCGACAUGUCGCGCGUCACAUAAGAAAGUGAUACAGUUCGAAAAUAUUUGUUUUCUCGUGGAGAAAGAUGUGCAAGAUAACACUUAGUAGCGGCAA